GGGCCGGCGCCGCAGUGGCACAAGGAGAGCGUUGUCCGUCCUUCUGCAGCCACUGCCAGGGAGAAGAUGAUGGCAGCCUCGGAGGAAGAGGCCAGAGAGGGAGCAAGAGGAGGGCCAGCCAUGGGAGCCCAGCAGUGACCCCCGUCCAUCCGUCCGUCUCUCUCCUCGCCGCCGGCCCCGGUUCUCCCUCUUGGACCAGGCUGGGAGGCCGCCAUGUGGGGGAGGCUCCUCUCCGAAGUGGGGCAGAAGGGCGACUACAGGGCAGGCCCAGAAUAUUCCUCAUCAGGAUGGUUGCCUGGUCCUGAUUCACUGUGGCAAGCCACAACUGGUCCAUCAAGCAGUCGGAGUAACCAUAUCAGAAGGCACAGCAUAGCUUCUGACAGUGGGGACACUGGCAUCGGAACCUCUUGCUCUGAUAGCGUGGAAGAUCAUUCCACCUCAAGUGGUACUUCCUCGUUUAAGCCCAGCCGCUCACUGGUCUCAAUCCCCACUGCCCAUGUGAUGCCGUCUAAUGCCAGCUCGUCGCUUUCCAAACACCGGGAACUUCUCAAGUCUGACUGUUCAAAAUGGAGCACAAGUCUUUUGAGGUCCGCUGGAAGUAGGGAUCAGGGCAUGUUGGACAGUUCUCUUGACAUGAAGGACUUGAGGCCUGUAAGGAAAUGGUCAUCUUUGUCUAAGCUCAGCACACCUGUGAGCUGUAGCCAGGAUGGAGUUGUUUACUCAACGGAGUGUAGGGCCAACAUGGAAAAAACAGGAAGAGACAAGAGUCUGUCACCACCACUAAGAGAAAACGGGACAAGCUGCUUGCACAAUAGUAUGGAAGUACUCAAAAUUGAGGACAGAGAAACAGGGAAGAAAAGAAAUUCUGCCCUGGACUGCAAAUACAAAUUUGAAAGUUGCAGCAAAGAAGACUUGGGGGUUUCUGAUCCCUCAAACAGGAGACAUGCCUUAGACAUGACCUAUAGUGCCUUACCUGAAAGCAAACCUGCUACAUCAAACUGUGAGGUUUUUCAUCAAGGAUAUAUAACUUUGGGGCCACAGGUUAUGAGCAGGAUUCCCGUUCAGUCCUCUGAAAGGACUCAGCGGUGGCUAACAGAACAAUAUCAUACAAACCCUCCAGAGGCUAGGCCUUCUGAAGAGUCAUACAAUUUAUCUCCCUGGCAAUUACACCAGCUUGAAGAACUUAGAAUGGGAAAUGAGCAUCCUGUGCAGGUUCUGAGCGGAUCAUCUCAUCAGAGUUACUCAGCAGCAAGCUUUCAAGAUUACAAUAACUUGGAAUCCCUGAUGAAAAUCAAAGAAGGGUUGUUAAGGCAAAAAGAGAUUGUGAUAGAUCAGCAGAACCAGCAAAUAAAUCUUUUAUAUCAGAAAAUAAGGGAGAAUGAACUAAGGGCUCAGCAAGCAAGACUGGGGCAUAUUGUGAAUUGUGAAGACUCUUACGUGAGUAGUUUCCAGCCUCAAUAUGAGAACACAGCAAUGCAGGCUCAGUUUUCAGAGAGAUCUAUAGCCCACUGUGAAAGGGAAGAGCUGGAACGAAAACUUGUGGCAGUACAAAGUAAGGAGAUACAACUCAGUGAAUUCUUGAAACAAAUGGCAAACAAAUCCAAUGAAGAUAAAAAGAAGAUGGAAGAGAAGCUCAAAACCAGAGACAGGUACAUAAGCAGCCUGAAAAAGAAAUGUCAGAAAGAAUCAGAACAAAAUAAAGAGAAACAAAGAAGAAUUGAAACCCUUGAAAAGUACUUGGCUGAUCUGCCGACAUUGGAUGAUGUUGAAAGUCAAAGUAAACAGCUUCAGGUUCUUGAAGAAAAGAACAAGCAGCUGAAAUCUACUGUGGCUGAACUGGAAAAGGAGCUUGAACAGUCUAAGACACAAAAUCAAGAAAAAGAAUUGCAGCUAGUGUGUCAGAAGAAAAAAGAAAAAGAAUUGGUAACUGCAGUACAGAGCCUACAACAAAAAGUUGAAAAAUGCCUGGAAGAUGGUGUCCGCCUUCCUAUGCUAGACACAAAACAACUUCAGAGUGAAAAUGAAAGCCUCAAAGAGAAAAAUGACAAAGCCAGCAAGGUCAUAGACAAUCAACAGAACCAGAUUGCUGAAUUGACUUUAGAGAUCCAGUCUAUGCAAGAAAAGGUUUUGCAAGAAAAAUUGACAAGUCAAAAACAGAAAAAUGAACUUGAAGAGAAGGAUAAGAGUAUACAGCGAUUGCAAAAGAAUUUACUUGAGAACCAAAGACUAAUAGAAGAAAAUGCUUCCUUGAGGGAACAAAUUCAUCACAUGGAACAGUCCAGACAGCCUGUAGCUGAAAAACUGCCUGUGGCUGAUCAGUUGUUCAAGGAAAUGUCUCAUUGUUUGUUUGACUUGAAAGCACUUUGCAGUAUUCUUACCCACAGAGCUCAGGGCAAGGAGCCUAACCUGUCUUUAUUGCUGGGAAUCAGAUCAAUGAACUGCUCAUCUGAAGAUGAGAACUACCACAGCACAGAAACUCUUUCAAAAAAACUCUCAGAGGUGUGUCAGUUGCGAAAGGAUAUUGAUGAACUGAGGACUAUAAUAUCAGACUGUUAUGCUCAGGAUAUGGGAGAAAAUUGCAUUACACAAUGAUAAAAGGUUGGCCUCACAGCAACAAUGACUAAGUUGUUAAAUGCUGCUCUGAUUUUAGUUCCUUGUAUUUCUUGUAAGGAGCCAUACUGGAAGCGACACUGUCUAUGCCAGCUCAGUUUCAAACAUUUGUGCGCAUUUCAUGUCAUUGAAAAGAAGAGUAUAUGCUGGAAGGAAAUCUGGUUUCAUCAAAACUACUGAAUGUAGGUCAAAGCUGUGAAGAAUGUCUUUCUGUUGACAAAUUCUGGAUUUUCCCCCUCAGCUAGGGGUGUCAGAAUAACAAUACCCAUAGUAUUUUCUGGCAUAGAAACAUAAAAACAGAAGGACACUAUUGCUACUACUUUACCAUUAUCUCAAUUCAGCCAAGCUUUGGGGUACAAGGUUAAUUUUAAGAUUGUUACCGGGGGGAAAUGAUUGAACUCUGUGACUACCUGAUAACAUUAAAACUGAAAACAGUUUUAUGGAAGCUUACAAACAUUUGUAGGUUGUGUGCAGGCAUUGUGAUGGUUUUUACACAUUGAGAAAAAGUACCUGUGUUUGCUUUCUCAGUUUGGUUAAGGUUUGUUUUAUUCAGCUCUUAAAGGUGAGUUAUUGACAAGAUUCUUGGAGAAAACACAAAGUAAACUCCCACAUUUCAGAUAAAGCAUCAAGCUUUGGGAGAACUUAAACAUCUUCCCUGGCAGUCUUUAGUGCUCUGUAUUAGUUUGAAAGUAUUAGUAUUUGUGAUCUGAGAUGAUGCGGGCAGAAAAGAUUUAAACACACAAAAUAUAUUUCAGUAAAUUAUAAGAGACUGUUGCACUUUGGUAAUCAGUACCAAAUUAGUCUAUAUUUUCUGUUUAUCCAAGGGCUCACUGCAGCACUCCAGAAGCUUAAAAGUCUAAAAGGAAUAUGCUCUCCCCCCCAUCAAUGUUCAGUACAAUAGGUCCUGGUGGAUAAUCACAGCUGAAAUGCGUCAUAAUUAGGAAUGACACUACAGCUUGGGAUUCCUGAUUUCAGGAAGAACUACAAAUGGGUUCAGCCAUGUGUGUUUACAGUUCUUCUUCAAACCUUCCCACUUGGUGUGGGAAAAUUGGACAUGGAGGAGGUAAGGCCUGUAGUCCCUCUCUGGAUAAUUUCAGAAUACCAGAAACAGAGUUUAUGUCAUUUGGUAUUUGGUUGUCUUAAAACAUAAACAUCCUCUCUGCCAAGCCAAACAUGGUGUCACUUUAUUCUGACAAUCAGUUGAGAUGGACCUUUCUUUAUAAAAGGGGAAGGGAAAGGGAGAACAAGGUGCAUUUUGCAAUCACAGCUGUCCACAAUGUGUGGGGAGCAUAAGAUUGGUCUUGCCAACAGUCACUACUUAAACAGAGCAAAAGCUUGUAUUGAAUUAGUUGCCAUUUUCAGUAUUUUAUGUUAACACCUCUGCUUAAGCCAUUUUAGAAAAGGAUCAAUAUUACAUUAAUCUUACCUCACCCACACACACAUUUUGCAUGACUUAGAUUUAAGCAUCAUUUGUAUAUGGUUGUAAUUAUUUAAAAAAAAACUAUUGUGGACAUUUUUUCAAGGUAUAUAUUUAUUUAAAUAGUUAUUUUUUGUUGGCUUCUUAAACUGUGGAAAUAGUUUAAUAUUGAUCUUUAUUAUUGCUUGGUAUUUUCAAAGGCACAUUUGUAGGUAUUACAUUGGAACCAUUUUGUAAGCAUUCAGUAACUGCCUUCCUGACAUCAUAAAGCAAAUUAUCAAAAUUCAAAAUACUAAGACUGCAAUCCCAAACAGAAUUAAGUAUAAUUUAAUGGUACUUGCAGUUAGAAUUCAGCUGUUGUAGAUAGUUUUCUGAUGAUGGCUUACCUGGUGAGAAAUUGAUUCAUUUUCACACCAAGAAAUAGCCAAAAGUGAAUGCAAGCUCUUCAACAUGCUAAGCUCUUGAAAGAAAAAAUAUUAUUUUAUGAUUACAACAUUUGUCAUGUAUUUUUUCUUUGGUGGCAAAUUAAGCACUUGAACUUCAGUGCAGAACUAAGAAAGAAUAUUGCACUGAUUUAAAAUAGAACAAGUUUGUUUAAACUAGUUUUGGGGCAAAGGCUCAUUUUUACAUAGGUUACAAAGAGAGCUGCUUUCAUUUGGGCCACUUUUUAAACAAAAGCCUAUUCCCAAACAUGCAAGGCUUCCAUAGGUAGUAUUAUAAUUUCAAGUAAGUAUGUAGCAAGUCAGAUUUGCUACACUAUGGCAUGAAGAUAAAUCAUCGUGAAGGUGAUGCUUUGCUAAACAUUUUCACCUUAUUUUUCAGACUAGUUGGAAAAUCAAGAGAAUCAAAGAAGGCAGUCAGGGAGAGGCCCUUUCUUGUUUCUGAAACAUUUUCUUUGAUAAAUAGUAUCUUAGCAGUCUUCCCUUGAUUUCCUACUCGGAUACAAUUUUUUGUAAAUUUUAGUUUAUAUUCCUGUUUCAGAAGUUCCUAAUUUAUUUAAUUGAACUGUUCUAAAUAACAUUUUUAAAUGUUAAUGAACUUGCCCUUGACUUUUUAAGUUAGAGAAGUAACACAGCUUUACUACAAGGAAAGCCCCAAAAUAUACUGUAGAAAGCCUAGUACUUUUUAAAAAAGCUCUGUUACAGAGGAUCAGGCAAUAAUUCCCAUAUGGCAUUACUCUGCAUAAUGAUGAUAGAUAUAAGUAUUGUGUUUUAAUGUGCAUAGUCAGAAUCCUGUUGGUGAUGUGUGUGUGCGACCUAGGGUUACAUGCAUGUAUCUCCUUCCAAUUUCAUUCCAGAAUGGGAUACUAAUUAGCUCCUUGCAUAGUGCCUUGUCCUGCCCCAGCAGCUUAAUGUAAAGGAUAGAGGCAUGCUCUUCAUUUGGUGACUGGGGUAGGAUGUAGAGCACCCAUUCAUAUCUGGCUGCAGCCAGCAGAAAAGAGCAGCUGUUUCCCUCCCAAAUCUCCAGCACACUUAUAGAAAAUCUGGGAGGGCAAUUCCUACUGUUUGCGCUGGGUUUGGAUGUGCAGCUGGAUGCUGUUAGUGUGCCCUUGCGCUCUUCCCCAGCCACUAUAUGGCUAAGGGAGUGUAUGUCUGCCCUUUGCAGCAGGCUUGCAUGCUCAGGAAGCUGAAACAGGGUGGAACAAUGUGCUCCAUGUAAUAGGAUCUCAAUCUAUGUAUAUAUUUUUGUCAGUGCAUUCUUAUGAAUGCAUCCAUCCAUAUUGUUUGGCAGUAUUCUUAAGAAUAAUACUAGUCUUCUAUAGUACCUUGGAAGGCUUUCCUUAGGCAUCUGCCAGGCCCCAUUCUAUGGAUGUGUACAUGCUUACAGAUGUUUAUUGACACUGUGAGAGAAUUACAGCCAUGCCUCAUGUUUUCUGGUCACAACCUUCAGAGGUUGUAUGAUUGGUGAUACAGUAAUGUGAAUGAGACCUACACGAGUAUUGGCUAACCCUCCCUGUGCAUCUCCAUUUGUACAUAGCUAAGCUCCUUUCACAUUACCAUCAACUAUGUGACACAGGAGAGCAUGGCUAGUGGAUGUGGUCCUGGCAGCAAGCCAGGUCACCCUGAACCUGUGGGGAUGGCCUGAAGAGUGUCUUUGGGCUGAACUAGACAGCCUGAAAGAUCCUAUUUCCAGCCAUGAUCUCUCUGGGACUGUGGCGACCGGAUGGCCCGCUCUGAAAGUGGGCUGCUUCCAUGAUCCCAAACAGGCCACUGGCAGGAGUGGAUUAAAUUCACUCCUUUUGCUGGUGGUUUUGGGCCACUUGGAGUGGCUUCCAGCUGCUUUGGGGACGUGUACCAUCUAAACGCCAUGCCCCCAAAGUGUCCGGAGGCCACCCUAUUUGGCCGGCUGUUUCAGGCCUUUGUGUUUCUGACUUUCUGACCCAUCAAACAGAUAUUCAGACAGUGUGUUGUCCAGAUGGGAAAGGAUUACAUUCAGUGGCCGUUCCCAAACAGUUAUUUGAUAUUGUCAGAGUUGAAAACACCAGUUAUCUCGUUGAAGCUACACACAUGAUCCCUUUAUAAAGUAAGAAGGAGCACGAGUGCAUCUUUCCAUAUCCAUAGUUUCUAGAACCUAGAAAGCAUUUUACAUUGGGAAGUUCCCACUUAUUGGCAACUGAUUCUUUCUCUCUCAGUCAGGUAAGUCAGAGAAGAAAGAUGACAGCCAAAAACAGAAAUGACAUGAGCAUAUGUGAAGUAAGCCAUAAAGGCACAGUAUUAUUUUAUAUUAGGGUUAUCUUCUUAAAGAGGGCCUGAUUUUUAAGUAACUAAUUUAUCAGUUUACAAUGGCCUUUAAACGGUUUAAGAUUUAUGUUAAAAUGUGCAUGAAUUCUUUCAGUUAAUAUGUGUAUUAUGAUCCCAUUCAACAUAUUUUAUGAAAAAUGGUUGACUAAUACUAACUUUUAAGACAAGUGGUUAACAAUAUCAUAACUUGGUAGACUGAUUUAGUCAUGACAACCUUUUGCCACCCAUGUAAGAGACAAUCCCAAGGGCUGAAAAAUAUAUUACUGAUGAACGGAAAUGUCUGUUAGCAAGCAUGAACAAAUUUGUACCAAGUAGUUUUCAUAUUUCAUAUUGUAUUUCUAUAAUUGCAUCGUUGAAAUUUUAUGGCAACUACUGUAAUUCAAGAAUGUAUUUAAAAAGAGCUUGGAAAAUCAUUUUUAUAUGACUAAUUCUAUUUAUAUGCCAUGUAAUAUACCGUAUGCAUCUAUCGAUCUAGGGAUGUUUCAGGUUAGUUGUGCAGACUAGACUCUACAGUUUGACUGGGCUUUCUGUCAGCAAUCUUAUGUAUCCUCAUUUGGCAGUAAACCCAAACAUUAAGACUAGAUCAAGGAUUCCCAAAUAAAUGGGUUUAGGGUUGACUAUUAAACUUCAAUUUUUAGGUGUGUAGAUUUAGAAGCAGAGUAAUUCUGUAUUGUCUUAAGUAGGUUGCCAUACUCACUGAACCUGGCUAGAGAUUUCUUUAAAAAAAAACUGAUAACAUUUGCUAUAUGAACCAAAGCAAUUUUUUGUCUCUUCCGCUAACUUUUAAUUUUCACUUUUCUGGAAGAAAUGCAGAAGGAUUAUGUCUUGCCAGUUUUCAAAUGAGAGAAUAUGAGGUAAAGUGUAUAAUAAUUUUCACUUGCCUAAAAUCUAAGGCAAACAUAAGAAAAUCAAACUUGGGAUUUAGUAAUGUUAUGUAAAUCUGUUUAUCUAUUUAGGAAUAGAUAACUGCAUGAUACGGAUUUGACACAGUAUUCUGAAUUUGGAUGCUAUUUCAUUCAAAGUCAAAGAAAAAUUUACUCCUUUGCAAAAAGACUGCAUAUUAAAAAUUAGCUAAACCAGUCCAUAGAUCAAUAACCCAUUAGCACUAUUAAUUCCACUUCUGUGACCUCUGUGCCUUUUAUUUUUGCUUAUGGCUUAAAUAAUAAUCUCUUGUUUUUAAAAGCCAUGAGAGUAUCUCAAGUUGUUGCACUUUGUUCCCUCUGCUUAGAGAUGUUUUUAGCUUGUACGCCUGUGAGAAGCAACUUUCAUAAAUAGAAAUAUUUUCUAAAUACUGUAGGUUAACCUUUGGAAAGGUAGUCUGAUCUUUCUUUACCAGCUUUUCUGUAUAUGGGGAAGAUACAGGAAGUUCAAUCAGAAUGUAUUAAUUUUGUAUAUAUUAGGUAUAUGAUAAUCAAUGGCAAAAGCAAGGGAAAGUGGGGGAGCUAUCUUUAAAAAGCACAGUAAGCGUAUACUGGAUCAGUCUAAGACUGGUAGUUUUUCAACAUUGGGUUCAGUUUUUGAACCACUCAGAAUACCUCAUGUGUACAUAAAGUUGUCAUGACUUAAUCGAAAUGCAUUCAAUGUUGUUAUUGUGUUUGUUUUUUAAUUUUUAAAGGGCCACUGGCUGGCUCCUUUCUUCAGGCCUGUCAUUCUUGCCUCUUUUUGUAACUUUUUUUUUAAAAGUAGCGUUUACAGCUAGAAUUUUGAAUGCCAAAGUUCUAUUUAUUAAAUGAUAAAGUUUUGAUUGUUAAUUACUAGUAUUUUUCCACUCUGUUUGUUUGAUGUUUGGAUUUAUAUCUACAGAACAAAAAUAAAUUUUGUUAUAAAAUCUA
Messenger RNA from Sceloporus undulatus (fence lizard), 8600 nucleotides. It is a transcript of the gene CEP85L, whose product is annotated as centrosomal protein 85 like. Gene Ontology annotation, cellular component: centrosome. NCBI's taxonomy places the organism in Eukaryota, Metazoa, Chordata, Lepidosauria, Squamata, Phrynosomatidae. The transcript has 13 exons. The coding region runs from base 214 to 2592 and encodes 792 amino acids. The record is from RefSeq and is a predicted model, not a curated record.